AAGUUUCCAAAUCCUAUGAGAAAGAGUUCCAUUCCUUUUUCAGUUGUUAAGUGUUUGCCGGUGGCAGAGCCCCAGAACGGGAGACUCAUCGACAGUGCAUUGGAACCAAACCAGGAAUAUACCUUCGGGCAAGUGGUCAAGAUUGUGUGUAAUCCAGGCUUCAAGCUGGAUGGGCCCCCAGAAAUACAUUGCUCGGCAAACGGCCGUUGGAGUCAAGAAAGGCCAAAUUGUGUGGGCAUUUCCUGCAAAGUACCAGAAAUUCCAAAUGGAGAGCCUACAUCUCCUAAGAAUUCUUAUAAAGAAAAUGAGAGAUUUCAGUACAGAUGCUUCCCGGGUUACAGUUACAGUGAAAGAGCAGAGGCUGUCUGCACCCAGUUUGGAUGGACUCCGGCCCCUUCGUGCAAAGAAGUAACAUGUGAGCCUCCAAGGAUUGCAAACAGUCACUUCACUCCUGACAGGACCAAAUACAGAGUGGGACACAUAAUCAGAUACAACUGUAAAAGUGGGUAUUACCCUUCCACCCGAGGAAACACGGCGAAAUGCACUGAUAUCGGCUGGGAGCCUCCUCCAAGAUGUAGCUUUCAGCCCUGUGACUUUCCAGAUAUACCACAUGGAUACCUACAUCAUGAAGCAAGAUAUAAACCAUAUUUUCCAGUAUCAGUAGGAAAAUGGUAUUACUAUUCCUGUCAUAACAACUAUGUGACUCCUUCAGAGAGUAGUUGGGAGUACCUUACAUGCACACGAGAUGGAUGGUCGCCAAAAGUGCCCUGCCUUAGAAAAUGUGUUUUCAAUCAUUUGGAAAAUGGACACUCUCCACGGUAUGAACGAAAAUAUUUACAGGGUCAGUCCCUAAAAGUUAACUGCUAUCAGGGCUACAGUCUUGAAAAUCAGCAGACCAUAAUGACCUGUACAGAGGAUGGAUGGGUCCCUCCUCCCAAAUGCAUCCGUGUCGACAUAUGUUUAAAAUCAGAGGCAAAUAUUGAGAAUGGAUUUAUUUCUGAGUCUGAAUCUACAUACACCUUACACAAGGAAAUAAAAUACAACUGCAGACAAGGUUAUAUAACAGAGGAUGGUCAGACAUCGGGAUAUAUUACGUGUCUGCAAAGUGGAUGGUCAGCUCAACCCAAAUGCGUCAAAUCUUGUGAUAUGCCAGUAUUUGAGAAUGCCAGAGCCAAGAGUGAUGGCACGUGGUUUAAGGUCAAAGACAGGUUGGCCUAUGAAUGCCAGGAUGGAUAUAAAAAUGGAGACGGACACACCACAGGGGUCAUAGUGUGUGGUGAACAUGGUUGGUCUGAUACGCCCACCUGUCAUGAGAAAGAAUGCAUCGUUCCCGAUAUAGAACCAAACUUACUUGCUCAGCCCCAGAAAGACAAAUAUGUCGUUGGAGACGUACUGAAAUUUUCCUGCAGACGGAGACUUAAACUUCUUGGACCAGAUUCAGUUCAGUGCUACCACUUUGGGUGGUCCCCUAACCUCCCAACAUGUAAAGCUGUGGUACAGCCGUGCGGUCCACCUCCCCCCCUCCCCGAUGGGGAAACCGCAGAGACACCGAAGGGACACUAUGAGCACGGUGAGGUGGUGGAGUAUGUCUGCAACCCGAGGUUCCUGAUGAAGGGCUCUAGGAAGGUCCAGUGUGUGGACGGAGAAUGGACACCCCCGCCCGUGUGUAUUGAGGAGAACAGUACAUGUGGAGAUAUACCUGCUCUUGAUCACGGCAACGUGUCCCAUGCGACUCCUCCCUAUCACCAUGGGAUGUCAGUAGAGUUCAGUUGUGGAGAAGCAUUUACGAUGAUCGGUCACAGAUCCAUUACGUGUAUCAGGGGAAACUGGACCCAGCCACCUCAGUGCAUUGCAACAGGUGAACUUGCGAAGUGUAAAUUACCAACGCUGACCACAUCUGAGAGAAUCCAGUUGGAAUGGGUUGACUCUGAGCAUAAUCGGCAAAUGAACUACUCAUGUGGAGGGAAGUCAGGGCAGAAACACUCAACCUGCGUAAAUGGGACAUGGGAGCCUGAAGUGUCCUGCAAAGAAGCGCCAAGGUGCCCACCCCCACCUCAGAUUCCCAAAUCUCAAACUAUGACAACGACAGUGAAUUAUCCAGAAGGAGAAAAAAUAUCUAUCCUGUGUCAAGAAAACUUUCUAAUUCAGGAAGGAGAGGAAAUCGUGUGCAGGAACGGGACCUGGGAGUCGAUCCCGCGCUGCGUGGAAAAGGCUCCCUGCCCCGAGCCGCCGCAUGUGGAGCAUGGACACGUCGAGUCCCCUGGCGCCGCGGAGGACGGAGAAGAGACCCCGGGACCCCAGCUCUACGCACAUGGCACCAAGUUAAAUUAUACUUGUAAUGACGGCUUCAGAUUGUCUAAAGAAGAUGGGAUAACAUGCCACCUGGGGAAAUGGGGGACUUCACCUCAGUGUGUAGGACUUCCUUGUGGACCACCACCUAAGAUUCCCAAUGCUAAUAUGUAUAAUGUGUUAAACAGUUAUCAAUAUGGGCAAAAAUAUACGUAUAGCUGUCUCAACGGAUUUGGAAUUCAAGGACCUGCAUCUGUAGAAUGUGAAGGAAGAAAAUGGUCCCCUGAACCAGAAUGCACAAAAGCAACUUGUUCUCAGCCACCCAGCUUUGAUAAUGCCAUCUUUGUGGGCCCGAGGAAGACAUUAUAUAGGUCAGGAGACAGAGUGACUUAUAGAUGUCAAGAAUAUUACCAAAUGGAUGGACUCAAUUAUGUAACAUGUAAGAACAACAGGUGGAUAGGAUCUCUAACAUGCAAAGAUACUUCCUGCGGCAGCCCCCCCGCCGUGGAAAACGCCUUUGUGCAAAACAACAUGCCCCGGUAUUCGUCUGGCGACACAGUACGUUACGCGUGCAAGAACUCUUUGGAUCUCUUCGGCAACCCAGAAGUGUCAUGUUUAAAUGGGACCUGGACAGACCCACCUCAGUGCAAAGAGUCCAGGUGGAAAUGUGGGCCCCCUCCUACUAUUGACAAUGGAGACAUUACCACGUACCCAUUGGCACGCUAUGCUCCGGGGUCUUCAGUGGAGUAUCAGUGUCAGUCCUACUACGAACUUCAGGGAAACAGGAAAAUAGAGUGUCGCGAUGGAAAGUGGAGUGAGCCACCGAAAUGCUUAGACGCUUGUGUAAUAUCAGAAGAAACCAUGGAAAAACAUCACAUAAGGCUUAAAUGGAUAUAUGCAAAAAAAAUUUAUUCAAGAACAGAUGACUAUAUUGAGUUUACAUGUGAAUAUGGAUACAGAAAGGUGUCACCAGACUCUGCAUUCCGAGCACUCUGUCUAGAAGGGAAAGUGGCAUAUCCCACUUGUGCAUGAAAUGACAGUUACGUGGCAGUCUUAAAAUCAAAGUAGGCACAUUCAUUCAGAAUUUUUUUAUUAUUAAGCCAAAUUCUUCACAAUUUAGUUUUUCAAGUAGGUUUAACUCAUUUUUAUUCAUAACUCAAAAUUUGUGUUAAGUAUUAUGUGGACGAUGUCAUUAGAAUCCAGGAGACCAAUGAAUCACUUCCUAAAAGCAUCUCAUUAAAAUGGGAGAAACCCAAA
Molecule: messenger RNA, 3546 nt
Organism: Miniopterus natalensis
Lineage: Eukaryota; Metazoa; Chordata; Mammalia; Chiroptera; Miniopteridae
Source: RefSeq, a predicted model, not a curated record